Molecule: messenger RNA, 648 nt
Organism: Acanthosepion pharaonis
Lineage: Eukaryota; Metazoa; Mollusca; Cephalopoda; Sepiida; Sepiidae
Source: the annotation of a GenBank genome assembly
AUGUUUAUUAAUUUAAUUCGUAUCGUUUUCUUUUGUAUUUUCUUCUUUCUCAACAUUUUCUGCCAUGCUUUCUUUCUUUCUUUCUUUCUUUCUUUCUUUCUUUCUUUCUUUCUUUCUUUCUUUCAAGUGCCUCUCUUUCCCUUGUUUUUCCUGCACCAUAUGCUUUCUUCUCCCUUUCUUUUGCCAGUCCCAUUCUUUCUUUCUUUCUUUCUUUCUUUCUUUCUUUCUUUCUUUCACAAGUGCCUCUCUUUCCCUUGUUUUUCCUGCACCAUAUGCUUUCUUCUCCUUUUCUUUUGCCAGUCCCAUUCUUUCUUUCUUUCUUUCUUUCUUUCUUUCUUUCUUUCUUUCUUUCUUUCUUUCUACUUAAUCUCUCCUCCUUUGUACUGCAUCUUAACAUCUUUUCUAAUUUCCUUCAUUUCGUUUUUUUUCCUUUCCUCUUUUAUCCUUUCUCUAUGUCCAUCGCCUUUCUUUCUUUCUUUUUUUCUUUCUUUCUUUCUUUCUUUCUUUUUUCUUUCUUUCUUUCUUUCUUUCUUUAUUUGUCACCCUUUUCAACUUGCCUCCAUUUAUUCAUUCCUUAACGUCUUUUCUUUUCUCAUCUGUCCCUUUCUCUACUCCGCUAUGGACUCACCCCCCACCCACAUCUUCUAA